Messenger RNA from Pteronotus mesoamericanus, 2640 nucleotides. It is a transcript of the gene PGBD1, whose product is annotated as piggyBac transposable element derived 1. Gene Ontology annotation, molecular function: sequence-specific DNA binding. The record is from RefSeq and is a predicted model, not a curated record. Lineage: Eukaryota; Metazoa; Chordata; Mammalia; Chiroptera; Mormoopidae. The transcript is spliced from 7 exons. The coding region runs from base 44 to 2482 and encodes 812 amino acids.
UGUGCGCGACGCCUUCCAGGGAAUCCCAGCGGUAAAGCACGACAUGGAGGAAAGUUGGUGGGGCCCCGCUCCUGAAAACAGGGACAGUCCAGUGACAGUCAAGGUGGAAGGUUCCACGUGGGAGCAGCAGGCGCGCAGCGCAGAGGAGCGCGGCUCCCACGCCCCGGAGCUUUGCCGCCUGCGCUUCCGGCAGUUCCGCUACCAGGAGGUGCCCGGACCUCGGGAGGCGCUGGCCCAGCUCCGCGAGCUCUGCCGCCUGUGGCUGCGGCCCGAGACGCACAGCAAGGAGCAGAUGCUGGAGCUGCUGGUGCUCGAGCAGUUCCUGCGCAUCCUGCCCGCGGCGCUGCGGGCCCGGGUGCGGGAGGGGCACCCGCGGAGCGGCGAGGAGGCGGUGGCGGCGCUGGAGGAUAUAGGGACCAACGCAGGAGACACCGCACAGCAGGCCUCUGUCUACGCUCAGGGACAGGACAUGCACCUCCUGGUGACAGACUGUAAAGGGGCCUCUUCGGAGCGGCAGAGCCUCCAAGUGCUGCCUGGAGCGUCCACUCUGAAGCGGGAGCCGCCAGAGUCCCCCCGCGAGGACGGCGGAGCCAGGGGUGCCGUCGGGUCACCGGCAGGGCCUGCUCCCCAGGACCCAGCUCCUCUCCAGGAAAAAGCCUCCAGAGACAAGGCAGCAGCACCUGAAUUUAAUCCUCUGCAGUCCAGGACACCAGUGAAGACUGAGGACGAAGCGGUCCCGGCCCUUGUCCCAGAGGAGUGGCCACAGCUGCGUCUGGCUCAGAGGGGCCUCUGUGGGGACUCGGCUCAGGAGGUGACAGACCUCCUCCUCAUGACUGAAGAAGUUGUAAGUAAAGGUGCAUCGUUUCACGCAAAGCAGGAAACAUCUGAAGAGAUGGACCAAGACGCCGAGGCCUCGGGAGCACCCGGAAGAGGUCAGGGGCCUCAGGCCCCUCGUGCUCCUGUCGCCACUGAAAGGUCUGCUGCACAUUUGAACACCCUGAAGGACCGUCAGCCAGGCGACCUGUGGGCCCGCAUGCACAUCUCGUCCUUGGAAUACGCUGCGGGAGACAUUACCCGAAAAGGGAGAAAAAAAGACAAAGCUCGAGUGAGCGAGCUGCUCCAAGGCCUCGCAUUUUCCGGGGACUCAGAUGUGGGAGACGAUAAUGAGCCAGAGACCCAGCCGGUUCCAAAAAAGCUGAAGGCAUCCAGAGUCCCAGAGAAGACUUGGACCCAGAGAGACAUUAAACCCGGCUUCCCAAGCUGGUCCGUACUGGAUUCAGGGCUGUUGAAUCUCAAGAGUGAAAAGUUGAGCCCAGUAGAGCUUUUCGAAUUAUUUUUUGAUGAUGAAACAUUCAACUUGAUUGUCAAUGAAACCAAUAAGUAUGCCUCUCAGAAAAAUGUCAACUUGGAAGUCACAGUUCAAGAAAUGAAGUGUGUGUUUGGUGUCCUGCUUUUGAGUGGAAUUGUGAGACGUCCCAGAAGGGGGAUGUAUUGGGAAAUCUCGGAUACUGAUCAGAACCAGGUUAGAGAUUCCAUUACAAGAGACAGGUUUGAAUUGAUUUUCUCCUACCUGCAUUUUGCAGAUAAUAGCCACCUAGAUCCAAAAGAUAAGUUUACAAAAUUGAGGCCUCUCAUAAAGCAAAUGAAUAAAAAUUUCCUCCUGUAUGCCCCCCUACAAGAAUACUAUUGUUUUGAUAAGACAAUGUGUGAAUGCUUUGAUAGCGACCAGUUCCUGAAUGGGAAACCUAUAAGGAUUGGCUAUAAAAUUUGGUGUGGUACCACCACACAGGGGUAUCUGGUUUGGUUUGAGCCCCAUCAAGAAGAAUCCACGAUAGCGGCAGAUAAGGACCUUGAUCUUGGUUUAGGGGGAAAUCUAGUGAUGCAUUUUGCUGAUGUUCUUUUAGAGAGAGGUCAGCACCCCUAUCACCUGUGUUUCGAUGGCUUCUUCACAAGUGUCAAGUUAGUGUCAGCCUUGAAGAAGAAAGGCGUGAGGGCAACAGGAACAAUCCGUGAGAACAGGAUGGAAAAAUGUCCCCUUAUGAAUGCAGAGCAUAUGAAAAAAAUGAAGAAGGGGUAUUUCGAUUUCCGAGUGGAAGAAAACGAUGAGAUAAUUUUGUGUCGUUGGCAUGGUGACAGCAUUACCAGUCUGUGCUCCAGCGCUGUUGGCAUAGAGCCCGUCAGCGAGGUAAGCAGUGUUGCGGAUGACGAGGCCUCUCAGAUAAGCCGCCCAUCCAUAGUGAAGCUGUAUGAUGAAUGCAGGGAAGGCGUAGCUAAAAUGGAUCACAUCGCUUCCAAAUACAGGGUGGGGAUAAGGAGCAAGAAGUGGUACUCAGCUCUGGUGAGCUACAUGGUUGAUUUAGCCAUGAACAAUGCCUGGCAGCUACACCGAGCCUGCAACCCCGGCACCUCCCUGGACCUACUAGACUUUCGGAGACAUGUUGCGCAUGCCUACCUGGAGCACAACGUGGGUCUGUCGGAUUGAGGCAGAAAAAACAGAUACCGGGCGGACAGUAAUAAGACAGAAAAAUCGCAACUACACAUCAGUUUAUACUUUCCCAAACCAAAUCUGAGACAUGUAAUGAAAUUAAUAUUUUUUAAAAACCCAGAAAUUCAUAUAGAUUUUCAAAGGCUAUAUUAACA